Molecule: messenger RNA, 3143 nt
Organism: Salvia splendens (bonfire salvia)
Lineage: Eukaryota; Viridiplantae; Streptophyta; Magnoliopsida; Lamiales; Lamiaceae
Product: protein LNK1
Exons: 8
Coding region: 728-2824 (698 amino acids)
Biological process (GO): circadian rhythm; regulation of DNA-templated transcription
Source: RefSeq, a predicted model, not a curated record
CAACUUGCCAAUUAAUAAGAUUUUUUCUCCCCAAAAUUCAAAGAGUCAAAUUCUCGUUCUACACAAAAAGCCUCUUUUGCUAUCUCUUCAACUUCCUCGAUUAAGAACCAGAGUUAGGGUUACCGGACUGAUUUUUUGAAGCUCAGAUUUCUUUCGCAGUGAUUUUUUAACUUGAUUCUGUGGUGAGUUUUCUGGCGAGUUUCGGUUGGCUGAGCAGUAGUUAGCUGGAGAGCCUGCUCUCAUUUGUUUUUUUAUUGAUUUGGAUUGGUGGAUCCACUCUGUAAACUAGAGUUGCUUAGUAAUUGAAAUCACAAAAGAGGAGAUCGAAGCUUGGUGACGACUUUUUGUUGUUUUUCAGCCUUAGCUUCGAGAUUUAGAGGAUUGGGGGUGUUGGUGUGUUUUAGCUGAUUUGUUAUUUUUGAUUUGCCUAUUUUGAAAAUUUUAACUCGUAGUGACUUCGUAUUUGGCUGAAAUUACUUCUUCAUUUUGGCGUGUGCUAGACUUUGUUCUUGCAGAGCUAUGCGCUCUGCUUUUUCGUCAUCUUUUAAGUGAUUCCUGAUGCUAGUAACUUGACUUCAUUGGAAUUUAUUUUUCCUCAUUUUCUUUGUUGAUAUUCGAUCCUUUCUUGUUAUGUUAUUUCCUUCUAUCUGUUUGGGAAGGUUAUUGAGGUUUCAAUAAGUGAAUUCUAAUAUUUUUUGGUUUCAUUGAAUAUUUUGCGGGUUCUUUGAUGGAUGGAAAGGGAAGAUUCAGAACUAAGUAUGAAGAAAACAACAUAUGGUCUGACUGCAGGUUAAGGAUUCAAGGAAUGUCAGACUUGUUGGCGCAUGAGUGUGUAGACAUUGCUUGGGAUGAUUUCUUCUUGGAUGAUGACCAUACAGUUCCCCAUCAUGGUUCCAAUAUGCCCGCCGAUCAUUCAAACAACAAGAUGUGUCGCUUUGAUGUAGCUAAUACUUCGAAUAAGACUGGAGGAUCUGCCACUAAUUAUAUUGAUCAUAGAAAGGAGAAAAGUGAAAUUUCAUCUCUGAGUAUUACAAAGGUGAAUAUGUUGGAGAAGAAUUCAUGGUCCCGCAGUGGUCCAUUUAUUUCUGGAUUGGACAAAGAACUAAACAAAGAGGCAUCAAGUUUAGCUUGUGAUAGUACCAUGUCAUUGCCUCAUGGCUUGAAGAGCAACAACAGAGACUUAAAUCGUAGUGAACUUCUUAAGCACGAUGCCAUUGUCAAUAACAAUACCAGUCUAGUUGAUGAUAGCCCAUUCAGUUUCCUGAUUGGUGACGCAAAUCAUACCAGCAAUGACAAUAGUUUCUUUGAACAUGCUCAGAACAAAGAUUCCAGUGAUCUUCUGUAUGGUGGUUGGUCUGAAAUAGAGAACUUUGAUGAUAUUGACAGGAUAUUUAGUGAUUCAACGUUAUACCUUGGGGUGAAUAAAGAAGAUGAGUUCAGUUGGUUAUCAUCAGCAGAUUCAGCACCUUAUAUAGGUGGGCCCAGGGAUACUCUAAAGUCAGAUGCUAAGUUCCCAUUUAAUGAUCCAAACGAGGUCAAAACAACUAUUUCAGAGAAUCAUGACUUUUCAAAUGGAAACUCCCCAAAUAAUUUUGCCAUGGAAAAUCCUAUUAGAAUCAAGGACUGUUCUUGGACCUUAGAAAAGUCUGAUUCUUUUAUGUCUUUUUUGACUGGGCCUGAUCUUGACGAUAGAAAAGAUGGUGUGGGAAAAGGAUCCAAUGCAAAUAUACAAACGGGAAUUUCAACUAGAAGCCAUUCCAGAGCCGGCGAUCCUGCAGGGACCAAUGAGCACAAAAAACAGAUCAAGCUGCAGAGUCAAUCUGAGGGUAAAGUGCAUUGCCCUGAAAAUGGUGGUCACGCUCAGAUUAGUGAUCUGCAAAAUGAAAUCAUGAAUCCUUGUUCUGGCUUGACUUCUGACGAGGCUUUGGCAUCAGUUCAUGUUCAACAACAGCAACAUACUCCGGCUUCUGAUUCAAAUAGCUGUUUGGAGAAUCCAAUCUCUAACAUCCAUACAAAGGGUAGCCAUCUGUCUGAUCCAUCUUCAGUAAAUCUAGAAGUAUCAAUGGUCAAAACUGAGACCAAUGACUUCACAUCCAUUUCUUCAAAGGACUCCCGUCAGGCAUUGGGCCAAUUGCAAUAUAUGGACGGUUUUCCUGGCUCUCCUUUUAAGGAAACUGGUCUAAUAGCAUGUGGACAAAGAGAAAAGUUAGAAGGUUAUCGAGGCAACUUAUCCCCUGAACUUGCCAGCCUCGGAAAUGGAAGUGUGGCCAUCCAGGCCACGAUCUCUGAUCCUGCCUUAGUAGGGACAUAUGAGAAUAACUGUGAUCUCCAAGGAGUUAGCUCAGUUACUGCAACAGAAACGGAUUCCUCAUAUAUGCAUGAAAGCUCAACAGUGGUUCCAGAUUUGGAUGAUAUUUCACUGGAAGCAGCUAGUUUUCAUCAGCUCCAACUUGUUACGAAACAGUUGGAUUUAAGGACAAAGUUAUGCAUAAGGGACAGUUUAUACCGUUUGGCUCAGAGUGCUGAACAAAGACGCAGGAAUUCAAACUUGAAUGAUAGCUUUGGAGAUGAAAGAGAUGCUGGUGGAGCAUCUGAGGCUGAAGGAACAAAUAGGGGCACUGCUUUCAUGGAUAUGGAAACAGAUACGAACCCUAUGGAUCGCUCGGUAGCACACUUAUUGUUUCACAGACCUACAGAUUCAUCUACCACUCCUUCCCGUGACUCAUUUAGUUUCAAGUUGCCUAAUGUGGUUCAUGGGUCUGCUGCAAGUCCACCGGUAUUGGCCAACAGUUUGGAGAGUGAAACAAAGGUGUCUGAGGUAUAAAAGGUACGUGUGACUGCCGAGAACAAAAUGCUCGAGUGAAUAUGGUAAAACGGAUGUAAAUUAUCAUGCUUGAAUAUUCGUUCAGGCUUAGUUAAGUUAGCACACACCAUGUAUAGAAAGUGCAUUAGAUCACAGCAAAUUCCAUCAAAUUUUUGUAAUGUUCUUAUUUUCUUGCUUUGGGUAUAUUAUGGCGAUUGAUUUUUAGCUGCUGAUGUUGUUGUACUAACUGCCGAGAGAGACUUCAUCACUGGUUUGUUCACACUUGUUACUUUCUUGUGUAUUAUGUCGUCGAGAUGAAUACAGAUUUCUUCGAUUUCAA